Anneissia japonica is the source of this 6116-nucleotide messenger RNA. Its product is annotated as sushi, von Willebrand factor type A, EGF and pentraxin domain-containing protein 1-like. Gene Ontology annotation, molecular function: Notch binding; calcium ion binding. The transcript is spliced from 32 exons. Lineage: Eukaryota; Metazoa; Echinodermata; Crinoidea; Comatulida; Comatulidae. The coding region runs from base 162 to 6116 and encodes 1984 amino acids. Gene Ontology annotation, biological process: Notch signaling pathway. The record is from RefSeq and is a predicted model, not a curated record.
CUUAAAAUAGAGCGUGUUUGAUCUUGUGGAGAGUUUUAGAGAUUUGUUUCUUAUGAACUAAUGUCAUAUCGAUUGAUCUUCAUAUAACCUUUGCGCUGAUGUUAAAUCGUCGAUUUCCGUGUGCACAUUUUCGUAUGUCGUAUUGACGUAUCGUUACAAAAAUGCGUGCAAUCGUAGUGAUCAUUGUCCACUUCUCAGUUAUUAACUGUAUCGAUAUUCUUGAUUCAUCUCUUAAACGAAAUUUUCCUCACGGUAAAUCAGAAUUGGUGUUCCUUUUAGAUCGUUCUGGAAGCGUUGGUGCAGGAAAUUUUGAAGUUGAGAAAAGCUUCGUUGAUAGUCUGCUCACCGAGUUCACGAUCGCUCCCGAAGCAACCCGAGUCGCGGUCAUAAGCUACAGUGAGAACGUCGUCCGGCAUAUUGAUUACAUUGGUCGAAAACCGAAAAAUAAAUGUCACUUCUCGUCUGAAAUUCAACUGGUGAAAUAUGAACGGGGCGGAAAAACCAACAUUAAUGGUGCAUUGAUUGAGGCACAGAAUGUUCUGGCCAAUGCCAGGCAUGGUGUAAAGAAGGCCCUCAUUCUUCUAAGUGAUGGCAUCGCCAACGUUGGUGGCGACCCACUUACUACGGCAACCGCCCUCAAGAUUGAUAAUGUAGAGGUCUUCACAUUUGGAGUCGGUCUCUUUGAUAAAGAAGAGCUAGAAAAGAUUGCAACGGACAAGGACCAUGCUUUCCAGUACAGUAGUUUUCACCAGUUCCAGCAGUUAGCCUACCGCAUCAGAGGAGAUCCUCACGAAGUUAAGUGGGAUAAAAGCGUCGCACUGUCUGCGUGCGAUAACCUAUGCGCAGAUCCUUUUCCGGGUAUAGGUUGCUGUGACACAUACGCACAGUGCACAUGCGCUCUGGUUGGUGGUAGCCAUGACUGUGUCUGUGGGCCUGGCUACAAAGGGCUAAGUGGUCUCGUGAGUAGAUGUAUUCCGUGUCCUAGAGGUACAUAUAAGGACGUAUUAGAACCAUUGGAAAAGUGCUUUCCAUGUCCAGAUCAUGCUACAACACUCGAUGUGGGAGCUGAGUCCAUCGACGACUGUGUCUGCAUUGAGGGCUACGAUGGAAAUCCUGCUACAGGUCAACCAUGUGAACUAUCAACAUGUCCAGUCUUAACGCCACCAAUCAAUGGAAAGAAGAUACCAAUAGACUGUGGUAAUACAUUCAAUACUCGCUGUAAGUUCGAGUGCAACGAAGGAUACCAGUUAACCGAUGUGAGAUCUAAGGCGAGGCAGUGUCUACCAACAGGAGCCUGGACCGAAUCACAAGCUUUAUGUGAAAAAAUCAGGUGCCAGAGCCUGUCGUCGCCAGCAUUUGGAAGUAAAGAUUGUUCAAGUGUUGACAAUGUGUUUGAUUCUGAAUGUACAUUCAAAUGUAACGAAGGGUAUAACAUACAAGGAAGUGCCAUUAGAAAAUGUGCUGCAAAUGGACAAUGGACAGGAGAUGCCGUGAAAUGUGUAGGAAUAAGUUGUCCAGCCAUCGCUCUACCAGAGAACGGAGUGAUAGCGCCAGGGAAUUGCGCUCAAGAGAGACAGACCUUAGGUGCACGGUGUGUUGUUGGAUGUAGGAAAGGAUAUGAAAUUAUUGGUGAUGAAAUCUUGCAGUGUCAACCUUCAGGUGAAUGGAGUGGUAACGGGAAUAAUAUCCUCUGCAUAGAUGGAGAGCCACCUGAGGUAACUUGCCCAAAUAGUAUAACCGUCGAAACAGAACCCAGCUUGGACAGUGCAGUGGUGCACUGGGAUGAUCCGGUGAUUACAGACAACGACCCUGUGAAUCCACCUCGUAUUGAAGUCAACCCUGUUGGUACUAAAUCUGGAGAUAGGUUUAAAAUUGGAUAUUAUGUUAUAACAUACAAAGCAAUUGACAAAGCUGACAAAGAGAACGUCUGCUAUUUCAAAAUCACUGUCCAAGACAAAGAAAAGCCAAUGGUUGUAGGCUGUCCAGAAAAGAUUAGCGUUAAAUCUCAAGAAAGAUUAACACCGGUAAAUUGGGAAGAACCAACAUUUUCUGAUAACUCUGGUGCAGAUCUGACUAUCACUCGUACGCACAACCCCGGAGACAAGAUGGUAUGGGGAAGUCACUUGGUUUCCUACACAGCAAGCGAUCCAGAAGAGCUAAAAGCUGUUUGUACGUUCACGAUAGAAAUUGGCCCGACUGAAUGUGAGAACUUUCCGGCACCUAUUAAUGGAGCACGAGCCUGCGACCAAUGGUUGUUUGGCAUGUUCUGUCGUGUGUACUGUAAUAAGAAAUACGAUUUUGCCACCAUCCCUGCCAAAUGGUACGUGUGCCAAUCUAGUCAAUGGACCACUAUCCCACCGCUGCUUGAAAUUCCCUGGCCAGACUGUUCAGAAAAGCGAGUAGCAACUCAGGCUCGUAAAGGAAUGAAGACACAGUAUUAUGCCGGGAACUGCAAUUCUCAGAAAACUAAAAAAGCUAUCCAAAAAGCAUUCAUCAAAGCAUUUCAAACAAGCUCAUUCAGUUCAUCCUGCCAGGUGGAAGACGCGUGUGUCAUUGAGAAGGUUACUGUCUAUUGCGGUGAGAUUGACGACAGUGUUGGCAGAAGACGUCGGGAUUUAACUCAGCAAGGAUUCAACAUGGUCGCAACUAUUGACUUCAAUAUGACUGCCAGCACGUACGAAGAUUUUCAGGACGACAAGUUAGGUGAACAGAAACUCAAUGAGCUACUAAGCAUUUUAGAUGAUACAGGACGUCUUUUUGAGAACAAUAUUAAGACGGGAGCAAUGGAGCUUGUACUUGAAGACGAAAAUGACGAAGUGCUGGAAGUUGACGAAGAGUCCUACGAAAUUAACGAGAGUGAACCCUUCUGUACGAAUGGAACAGUAUUGCAAAAAGGAACUAAAUGCGUUAACUGUCCAGUUGGUACUUAUUACAAUCUGGACUCGGAUACGUGUAUGACAUGUACUGCGGGCAUGUAUCAGGACGAGGAGAGCCAGACAGAGUGUAAGCAUUGCGAGGAAGGAACAUGGACAGUUGGAAACAACGCCAAAAACUUUACUUCUUGCAAAGAGAUAUGUGAACCUGGUACUUACUCGGCGACUGGACUUGCAACUUGUAAAUCGUGUCCAAUCGGCAUGUACCAAGACGAGAGGCGACAAUCAUCCUGCAAUUCUUGUCCAAAUGGCACGACUACCUGGACCUUUGGAACCAAGAGAGUAGAAGAUUGCCAAGGCACAUGCCUCCCGGGUACAUUUUCUGUUACUGGUAUUUUACCAUGUGAUCCAUGUCCGGUUGGUUACUAUCAAAAUGGAAGGCAGCAGAGACAAUGCAUCCUGUGUGAGGGUAGUUUAACGACCUACUAUGAAGGGUCAACAAGCCGAAGUCAGUGCGUAGAUAUCGACGCGUGCCUUUCGAUGCCCUGCUUAUUUGGUGGUACGUGUAUUGAUGAGAAAUUUGGUUUUCGGUGUGAGUGUCCGGCUGGGUUUGAUGGUACUACAUGUGAAAACAACAUUGAUGAGUGUUUAGCAGUACCGUGUUCCUUUAAUGCUACGUGCGUUGACAGAGUGAAUGACUUUUCGUGUUUAUGUCGUCCCGGCUACACUGGACGUUUGUGCAGCAGCGAAGUAGACGAGUGUUUGUCAAAUCCAUGUCAAAACGAGGCUGCUUGUCAAGACGAAAUUGAUGGCUAUGUUUGCAACUGCGUGAACGGAUUCUCUGGUACAUUUUGUGAAGUUGCGCCGAAUAACUGCAACGUCGGUGCAUGUUCACACCGUGGUAGGUGUUCCAAUCGUGCCAAUGGAUCGUUCCGGUGCACUUGCUGGUCGGGUUAUAGUGGAAUGUUUUGCGAAAAAGAGAUCGAAGAGUGUGAUUCUAAUCCAUGUCAAAAUGGGGCAAGUUGCAUCGACCUCAUCGGGUAUUUUCGGUGCGCAUGUCCUGUUGGAUUUGAGGGCGUCUUCUGUGAGGUGAACAUUGAUGAUUGUCAGCAAAAUCAGUGUCAACACGCUGAAUCGUGUGUCGACGAAAUCGGAGGCUAUCGAUGCUUAUGUGAACCAUCGUAUUCCGGAACGUUGUGUGAGGAACAUAUCUCGGAUGAUUUUACAUUACAUUUUCCUUCAGCGAUGGUUUCAGAUUACUCUUUUAUUAAUAGAAUACCAGGUUUCCGUGCAGUCACCAUUGGCUUUUGGAUGAAAUCUUCAGAUCAAAGUCACAUAGGAACUCCGUUUUCAUACGCUGCGUAUCUAAACGGUUCGCUCAUUGAUAAUGCACUUACGUUGACGGAUUACGCGGCUUUUAAGUUGUUUGUGAAUGGUGAACAAGUUUUUACAGACGUCGGUGCUAACGAUGGAAAGUGGCACUACAUCGCGUUUACAUGGGAAAGUUUUGGUGGUUCUUGGAAGUUCUACAAAGACGGUCAAGUAGCAGCCAAAGGCGACGGUUUCCGUUCCAACCAGUACAUCCCUCCAGGUGGGACAGUAGUGAUUGGCCAAGAGCAAGAUGCCUACGGUGGCGGCUUCAGUGCCAAAGAAGCAUUUUUGGGUGAUAUCAGCAGAUUAAAUAUUUGGGAUACUGCACUUUCUCCAGAUGAAAUUCGUCGUCUGUCAAGCAACUGUCGAGGAGUAAAUGUGUCAGGAAUCGUCAGGUCGUGGGCAGACUUCUUACCCAAUCGACAAGGAGCAGUCACGGAAAUUAGUCCAUCACAAUUUUGUUCAGAUCUUGAUCAGUGCCAGCGCAAAACAUGUUUGAAUGGAGGAAGGUGUGUGGAUGAGGUGGACGACGCUUACUGCGCAUGUGUAUCCGGAUACCAAGGGGAUAGAUGUGAAAUUGCCAGUCAGAAUUGUAAUCCAAAUCCGUGUAACCACGGGACAUGCGCAGAUGAUGGCAGUUCAUAUGUUUGCGCAUGCCUGCCUGGAUUUGUAGGAAAUGUUUGCGAGAUCAACAUUGAUGACUGCGAAUCUGCUCCUUGCCAACAUGGAGGGCGCUGUAUCGAUGGAGUUAAGAGCUUCCUAUGUGAAUGUGUGCCACAGUAUAGGGGAACAUACUGUGAAAUAGAAGUGGAGUGUGUGCUUUUACCGCCAAUUCAUGGUAGUGUAACGCCUAAACUCUCUAGGUACGCUCAUGGAGAGCAGGUUACCUACACGUGUGAAGAGGGUUACCGAUUACAAGGAAGUGAACGACGCACAUGCAACAGGGAAGGUAGUUGGACGGGAACAGAUUCGCAGUGUAUUGAUGUAAAUGAAUGUCUGGAAAACAACGGGUUGUGUGUGGAAGAUUGCAUCAACGUGGAAGGCAGCUACGAAUGCGCUUGCCGUCUAGGUUUCCGUUCAUCAUACAGUAGAAGGUAUUGUGUCGAUAUAAAUGAAUGCUAUUCGGACGUGGAUGCAGGCGGAUGUCAACAAUUGUGUAUAAACACACCUAUGGGUCACGUGUGUUCAUGCAGAGAUGGUUUCGCACUUGUCAAUACCAAUUUCUGUCAAGAUAUCAAUGAAUGUGCAUCGCCGCAAGUCUGCGAGCAUUGGUGCUACAACACACUGGGAAGUUAUCAAUGCGCUUGUGAUCCAGGCUAUGAAUUAAGUACUGACGGAACUACAUGUUUAGUCACAGGAUGUGGACCAGCUCCUCGGCCAGGCAACGGCAGGGUGCAUCACGUUGGGGCAACUGCAGUGUACAACUGUGAAGCUGGUUUCAACCUUAUAGGUCCAACCAAAAGAACAUGCGAACCAGAUUUGCAAUGGUCUGGAACCAACCCUUACUGUAAAGAAAUUGUCUGCCCUGAAGUUAGUCCGAUUGAAAAUGGUCAUGUACAUGGCUCUGGUUUGACUGUUGGAAGCCAGGUCAGGUUCACCUGCAACGGGGACUAUAGUUUAGAUGGCACUUCUGUUCAAACGUGUGGUAAUAAUGGCCAUUGGUACCCAACACAAAGACCGUCCUGUCAAAAAUGCGGGCUGCCUAUUACGCCAUUCAACCAUGGCUCAAUGAUUGUUUCAGUUGAGAACGAACGAACUAAGACGAUUUCGUACUCUUGUGACAGCGGAUAUCGCAUGAAGGGCGAAAACACACCAAAGUACCUCUACGAUGGCAUUAAGUGUACAGCUGCAUUCACAUCAAAUCUGAACUGA